Messenger RNA from Rhagoletis zephyria (snowberry fruit fly), 654 nucleotides. RefSeq lists its product as uncharacterized. Lineage: Eukaryota; Metazoa; Arthropoda; Insecta; Diptera; Tephritidae. The record is from RefSeq and is a predicted model, not a curated record.
ACUAUUUCUUUUAUAGCACCUUUAUUUAUUAUGGGUGGCAAGGUAAUGACUAAGAUCAGAAAAAUAAAAACAAAAUAAAUUUGCAAAAGUCAGAAAUUUUCACUCGAAGGCAAUAAAUAUUCGAAACGAAUACGAAAUUAGUUCAUUAAAUCGGAAAUAUAUAUUUCUUUCAAAAUUUGUUUGGUUUGGCCGAACACGUAGGCUAGAUAAAUUACUCAUGCCAGUCAAGGUGUUCCAAAAAAUGUCGUUGAACGAAGAGCUUAAUCCUGAAAAUCGUGAGCAGAAUCUUAAUAUAACUGCCGGUUCUCCUGAACAAAACGAGGAUGUGCAUGAUGCAUCCUACGCACCCCAAGUAACCAGGGAACUGACGCAGACUGAUCGCAUCAACAAACAUUUAUUGAAAUCAUUUCUUGAACGAAUAAAUGCUACGGGUCAAAUAAUGGAACACUUUUCAACACAAUCUCCACAACCAAAUUCGUCUGGGAACGAAAGUGAUGACUUCGAAGAACAAUUGUUCAUUGGCACAGAAAUCAUGUAGCUUCAGGCCAAAUUAUGUGAUUAGGUUUAAGCUCGUUUUCAAUCAUGUAUAAAUAAUUUCACACUUUUAUAUGUUUGUAGCGUUUGGCAAAUAAAUUGCAACAUGUGGUUUAUUAU